AUGGCAGAGAUCACUCCGGAUUUGUGUUUGAAUUUUGUUAACAUUGGAACAAAUAUUUCAGCGCCAUUGAUGACUAAUGAAGCCUCGUGGUGUGGAAAUUGUCGCGACUUCAGUGAGAACAAUCUACGCUCACAUAUUAUAAAAGGGGUGAAGCCCGGCUGGUGGAAAGGUGAGAACAAAAUUUGUUUUAAUUUGUUGUUCAAAAUAUUUGAAAUCAGUAGUUGUAUUGAGGGUAACCAAGGUGAAAUGGUUAUAAAAGGCCUUCUUACACUGGACAAACACAUCACCCCACCAAAAUAUAUUAGCAACCUCAAACGAAAAGUGACCAGAGUAAUUGGCAAAGGCCCAGAUGGCAGUUGCACUAUUGUUUCAGAUCUAUAUGUGAAAAGCGACAUUGCAAAGGGCAUUGGAGAAGAAUGCGACAAGUUUGCUAUAACUGCAGAAAUGCUAAAUAAUUUGCUUGAGGUUAAUGUACAUGAGGCUAAGAGGGAGUGUUCUCUACUGUCCACAUUCGAUACAUCUGUCAUUAUAACUAAUAAAUUGGUUAUUGAGUUAAAUGAUUACAGAGAAAAGAUUAAUCAACCAUGGAGCACCCUGCUGUCAUGGUUACUUAGCAUCGGCGAUGCUACUGAAAAUGUUGACCUAAAAGUAUUUCAUUCUGGGGUUGAACGUGUGAUUGAGCGAAAGCGUUACCUAAUGAGAAACCAAGGUAAAAAUGUAUGUGAAGAGUUUUUAAAUCAAAUGUUUAAAUUCCCCCAAAUACAUGUACAAUCCAGUCCUGCAAAUGAAUACCAGAAAUCUUUAGAUGAACAAGUGAAAUACAUUGAAGUACUUCUGCAAAAUAUAGAGAAAUCAAAUUCUGAGAUUGAAUUGCUUAAUCGAACAGUAAGUGAGCAGAGUUUGGUAAGUGGUAGUAAAAGUAGAGAAAUUGAUAACUUAAAACUAAAUCUUAGUGAAAUGCUGACAAAACAAGAAGAGAAAUCUAGAGAGCUACAGCAAGCAAUGGAAAAACUGAAUAAAAUGACACCUCGAAACAUAAAUAAAAAAAUCAAGCGCCGAGAUGAGAUGAAUAGAAAAUUGAAAGAAAUGUCACAGCAGCAACAAGAGGAAAUUGAGAAGAAAGAAAGUGAAUUGAAAGCACAAGAAGAGCAAUAUGAAGAGAUGAUCGAUGAAAAGAAUGAAAUUAUAAUUUGCCUGAAUGAAAAAUUAGAUUCUGCACUUGAAGCAAAAUCUAAAGCACAAAAAUUGAAAUCAUAUUAUAAAGUCAGAAAUAGAUCAUUCCAGGGUAAGGAUGUUAACGGUCAUCUUUUUUCUAAAAUAACAGAGUUAAAGUCAAAGAUUGCCGAAUUGGAAAAUGACCUUGAAGUCUUGCAAGAGAAACUUGAAGAUUUUUUUGCAAAGUAA
Molecule: messenger RNA, 1404 nt
Organism: Paramuricea clavata
Lineage: Eukaryota; Metazoa; Cnidaria; Anthozoa; Malacalcyonacea; Plexauridae
Source: the annotation of a GenBank genome assembly